Galeopterus variegatus (Sunda flying lemur) is the source of this 608-nucleotide messenger RNA. It is a transcript of the gene CSTL1, whose product is annotated as cystatin-like 1. NCBI's taxonomy places the organism in Eukaryota, Metazoa, Chordata, Mammalia, Dermoptera, Cynocephalidae. Gene Ontology annotation, molecular function: cysteine-type endopeptidase inhibitor activity. The record is from RefSeq and is a predicted model, not a curated record. Bases 195 to 608 code for a protein of 137 amino acids. The transcript is spliced from 4 exons.
GAGAUCCUGUGCCUACAGGAAGUGCAGGGAGCAGCUGAUGGCUUGGUGAGACAGCUGGAACCCAAGGUAGGUAGGCCGUCUCCCAGGAAAGCUUGUGUUGGCGGGGGCUGUUGUAGAAGAGCCAGCGAGCCGCUGCCUGGCACCAGCCCACCCUGGAAGGUGCAGCUGGAGAGGAGAUUUCUGAGGCUGCAGAGAUGGGGGUCGGAUGCUGGAGGAACCCCUUGCUGCUACUGGUUGCCCUGGUCCUGGCGGCCAAGCUGGGUUACUUCCAAAGGUGGGAGGGCUUCCAGGAGAUGCCUAUGAGCAAGAAAAACAUGAAUUCAACACUCAACUUCUUCAUUCAAUCCUACAACAAUGCCAGCAAUGACACCUACUUAUUCCGAAUCCAGAAGCUAAUUCGAAGUCAGAUGCAGUUGACCACGGGGGUCGAGUACAUGGUCACCGUGAAGAUUGGCCGGACCAAAUGCAAGAGGAGUGAAACGAAGAAUUCUACCUGCCCCCUGCAAAGCAAGAAGCUGAGGAAGACUCUCAUUUGUGAGUUUUUGAUGUACACUGUGCCCUGGGUCAACUAUUACCAGCUCUGGAACAAUUCCUGUCUGGAGGGCUGA